AUUUGUGUGUUUUCUGAGUCAGCAUUAGCUAAAUUUUCCAGAAAGCCAUCCACAAAGAACAGCCUGGGCGUUCAAGGGACGUCACUCAUUUCCCCCACUGACCUUGACAAGUCAGAAGCUUGAAAGCAGGGAAAUCCGGAUGUCUCAGUUAUGAAGUGGAGCAGUGGGGGCCUCAACAUAUUUCCAGAACUCUCCAUCUAGACUGGUGAUUGAGCAUCUGCCUCUCUUACUGCCAGUGGCCACCUGAGGUGCUUCCCUGGCUCUGAGGGGGCUAGCACAAUGGCCAAGUGCGUCAGCCUGGUGUUGCUUCUAGUCUCCAUCUGGACCACAAGGCUCCUGGUCCAAGGCUCUCUCCAUGUACAAGAGCUUUCCAUCUCGGUGCCAUGCAGAUUUAUGGGGGUCACCUUUGUAAACAAAAAGGUUGACCAGCAGCUGAAUUUCACAGAAGCCAAGGAGGCCUGUAGGCUGCUGGGGCUAACUUUGGCCAGCAAAGACCAGGUUGAAGCAGCAAGAAUAUCUGGCUUUGAGACUUGCAGAUAUGGGUGGGUUGAAGAAGGAUUCUCAGUCAUCCCUCGGAUCUCCUCGAACCCCAACUGUGGGAAGAGUGGGGUGGGUGUCGUGAUUUGGAGAGCUCGACUUAGCCAAAGAUUCGGGGUCUAUUGUCACAACUCAUCUGAUACUUGGGUUAACUCAUGCUCUCCAGAAAUCAUCACCACCAUUGAUCCCAUAUUUAACACUCAAACCACAACGCACACAAUAGAAUUUACUGUCAGUGACAGUACAUAUUCAGCAUCAUCCCCUUACUCCUCAACACCUGCUCGUGCUAUUCCUCCUGCUCGGGCUUCCACUUCUACUCCACGGAGAAAAAAAUUGAUUUGCAUCACAGAAGAUUUUAUAGAAACUAGCACUGUGUCUACAGAAACUGAAUCAUAUAUUGAAAAUACGGCAGCAUUCAAAAAUGAGGCUGCUGGAUUUGGAGGUGUCCCGACGGCCCUGCUGGUGCUUGCCCUUCUCUUCUUUGGUGCUGCAGCUGGUCUAGCCGUUUGCUACGUCAAAAGGUAUGUGAAGGCCUUCCCUUUUAUGAACAAGGAUAAGCAGAAGGAAAUGAUUGAAACCAAAGUAGUGAAGGAGGAGAAGGUUGAUGAUAGCAACUGUAACGAGGAAUCAAAGAAAACUGAUAAAAACUCAGAAGAGCCCAAGAGUCCAAACAAAACUACAGUGCGAUGCCUGGAAGCUGAAGUUUAGAUGAAAAAAGAAAUGAGAAGACACACCUGAGGCUGGUUUCUUUUCUGAUGAAUAUCCUGGCCCCAGCUGGGGAAACUAAAAGGGCCAAAGAACCAAAGUCCACCCUUGCUUCCUAACUAGAAUCAGUUCAGGGCCGCCUUUGGACUAAGGAGUUCACCAAAGGUAGCUCCCUUCUUCCUACUGCAAUCCUUUCUGGAUCCUAUCCUCCUACCACCAAAGCUUCCCACAGCCUUUCUAGCCUGGCUACAUCCUAAUAACAUCCCAGUGGAAAAAAGGAGCUUUGCAAAGUACAAGGACCUAAAACAGCUAAUUAGUAAAAAGGCCUUCAUGGCUCAGUCUAGGUGAGUUGAGAGCCAAAGGGUCACUGAGACCAAGGCCUUCUCUGCUGUUUCCACAACCCAGAUACUUUCUUCAGCUCUGAAAGGGAAACACUUAUACCACCUGGCAUGUUCUUCUGAGCCAGGCAAGAGCAAAAGGAGGGAAAAUUCCAGCAACUGAAAGCCAUGUGAGAUUGCCGUGACUUGAGACCUAAUCUCUGUAAAAUCAAAAUAAAUAGAGAAAUAGAAUGAGGCUGAGCACACUGACAGCACAUUGUCAGCAGGCACUAUAAACACAGACAGGGGCAAAGUAUUCUUCUCUGACUCAGUUGGGUUCGAAUUACUUUUUAGAACAUAUAUAUACUUUCUUUUCUUUUUACUGCUGCUAUUUUCUCUCGAAGAAUAUACUUUUACAAGAAAACAAAAAAAAAUACUCUUACAAAUUUCUGUUUUUAGCUGAGUUAGAGAAAUUAUUACUGAGGAAAAUUACUGUGUAAAAAAGUAAUAAAAUUCAAGAAACAUUUGCUGAAUAUCUACUAUAUGUCAGGUGCUGUGCAAGAUAUUACAUUCUGUAAUUCAUCAAAAAAUUUCAUAUAGUAGAAUUCUGUCUGAAGCUAAUUUUUUUCGGUUUUGUUAUCCCUAGCUUACAUACUUCCAAACUAAUAUUUUUUUACUGAAACUAAUCAUUCACUCAUUUUUUCUAAUAUGGCAACCAUUAAAACCUUAAUUUAUUA
Galeopterus variegatus (Sunda flying lemur) is the source of this 2296-nucleotide messenger RNA. RefSeq names its product lymphatic vessel endothelial hyaluronan receptor 1 (gene LYVE1). Gene Ontology annotation, biological process: cell adhesion. Lineage: Eukaryota; Metazoa; Chordata; Mammalia; Dermoptera; Cynocephalidae. Gene Ontology annotation, cellular component: plasma membrane. The coding region runs from base 280 to 1245 and encodes 321 amino acids. The transcript has 6 exons. The record is from RefSeq and is a predicted model, not a curated record. Gene Ontology annotation, molecular function: hyaluronic acid binding; transmembrane signaling receptor activity.